AUGAGUCAGUGUAUAAAGCCAUCAGCUUUGCAAGAGGUUAGACCUUUAGAUGUUAGGGCUGCAGAAACAUUGCAACUGAAAGAGAGACAACGAAAAAUGCCUUGGCUGUUUAUGUGGCACACUGCUUCAGACGAAAUAAAGACCUGUGAGAUUGCAGGCAGCAAAGAUCACCAAAAGAAGACAAAGACUUUGGGUGUGGAAGCAAAAAAAUAUUUCAGGAGUCUUGUGCCACCUGUUGAAUCAGCUGACAUGAAAUACUCCAACUCAAGAGACGGAAUGCUUUCUACAAAAGAAGUUAUCCAGUGGUCCCAGUCCCUAGAAAAGCUUCUGGCCACCCAGUGUGGUCAAGAGGCAUUCAGAGAAUUUUUGAAAUCAGAAUUUAGUGAUGAAAACAUUGAUUUUUGGCUGGCAUGUGAAGACUACAGGAAAGCACAGGCUGAUUGUUUAUAUGGCAAAGCAGAAAAGAUUUACCAAGAGUUUGUCAAGUCAGAUGCCAGAAAACAAAUCAACAUUGACUUUCACAUAAGAAAAUCUGUAGCUAAGAAAGUUCAAGAUCCCACACCUUCAAGUUUUGAUGAGGCUCAGAGACUUAUUUAUGUAUUGAUGGAGAGAGACUCCUAUCCAAGAUUCCUUAAAUCUCAACAUUACCAUAACCUUCUAAACAAGGUUCAAAGUAACCAUCUCAAGUGAAAACUGAGGAUCAGCUCUGAAGCUUCAAGAGUUGCUGUGCCUCAGUACACUAAGUGGGACUGUUGGAACUAAGACGGCAAGGACAUGAUGGAACACUUAAAGCAAGAGAUGCAAUCUAUCAAGUUGAAGUGUCUGGAACACCCUUUAUAAGGAGAAAGAAGAAAGAAGAAAAGGAAAGAGAGACAAGCUGCCUUGAAACUGGUCAGGUUCAUUCUACGCACACACACACACACACACACACACACACUUCUAAUAUUCUUUCAAAUCACACUGUUCAAAUGUUGUGAAAAGAAAAGCUCUGUGUUUAAUUACACAACUAUGAAGACAAGUGUUAGAUUGUUUACAUUGUGUGCAUUAUUUCCUUCUUGAGCAUUUUAUCUGGUAAAGCCAGAUGACCAGAUUCCCUUGAAAGGUAUUGGCUUGUGAGGAAUAAGGAGUGCAAUGAGUGCAAAGCUGUGCUUUCACUUUAUGCUCCAUGGCUCAGGCAAAUUGAUGCAAAUCAUGCUUGCAUAGACUCAAGAGAUAAACAUGUAUAUAUGAACAAUCCCAAAGCUGUUCUAGGCUUUACAAAUAAGUUUUGAAUUUAGCACAAAUCAUCAUCAGUUAUAAACCCAGGGAGUUUUUCAAGCAUACAGGGUGUGACUGGCUUGGGCAAUUUGUUGGGAUGCUUUGUUAAAUCUAAUUUAUAUUGACAAUACAUGACCAUAUCUAGAGGCUCAAAAGCCUAUGCUAAAAAUGUAAGUAGUCCCUUAUUCAUUGUUUCAAAAGCUUUUCUCUGAAAAAAUAAAAUCUCAUUAUCCCAAAAGAAGACAGGAAGGGGUACUGAUUUUAUAUGCUAUAAGUCAAUAAAAUACUGACUUAUAGCAUAUUGUACAUAUGUACAAGCAUAUGUACUUGUCCAAUCUGGUGUGUGGAUUGUUGAUUAUGAUGAUAAACUAUUUAAAGUCUCUUGCUCUUCCUUCUAUGGGUACUUUCUCUUUCAAGUAGAUUUGGACUUAUUAGCUCUUCCAAUAGAGGAUACCUUCAGAGCCAGAUCUGGUCUCUGUAAAGUCAGACACAUGGCCUCAUUCCCAAGAACUCUUCCAACUGACUCCCUGAAAAGCUGAUCUGUGAUUUAUUGGUUUGUUCUUCUACUAGCUGGAUUCUGAAUUCAAACAAUAUUGGACUGAUAUAUUUCCAGACAGCAUUACUGUUGUUGUUGUUGUUGUUUUGCAACUGAUUAAUGGGCAAACUAGAUAAAGUGUAUCCCAUCAGAACUUUGUCAUUCCUUUGUGUUCAGAUUUAUUUAGCCUUAUUAAAACUGUGUGGAAUAGAGGAAAAUAUAUCCAAAAUAGACUUUUAGAGAGAGAUACUACUACUACUAAUAAUAAUAAUAAUAUUUUAAUUUGUAUACCACCCUUCUCCCGAAGGACUCAGGGCGGUGAACAGGCAAGUAAAAUACAAACAGAAACAUACACAAUAUUAAAACAACCCUUAAGAAACUUAUUCAAUUAGCCAGAAAAUUUAAAAUAACAUUACACCCCAUAAAAUUACAGAAAUUUAAAACUCAUCAAAAUUCAAUUAAAAUUUAAAAUUUAAAAAUCAGGCCAGUCCAGCCAUACGAAAUAAAUAGGUUUUAAGUUCGCGGCGAAAGGUCCUAAGGUCAGGUAGUUGUCGAAGCCUGAGGGGAAGCUUGUUCCACAAGGUAGGAGCCCCCACUACUCUGUUUGCAGGAGAGAUGACAGGUGCAACAGCUUGCAACAGCUUAUUUUGAUUUUACAACUAGUGAAUUUAAAGAAGUUUAAUGGAAUGAACUCUAGAUGCCCAGAUACAUAUACAAUCAAACACACUUACUCACAGAACAUCAUAUAGCUGCAAAUAAUAUGAGAUUGUGGUUGAAGUUUUUGGAAUAAAGUUCACAUGAUUUGGGGACACUUACUUUCUUCCCCAAUUGCCUACAUUCAUCUUCCUAUAUUGUUCUGAAGAGUAUCCUUGCCUUUCAGAAGGGAUUCAGAAGGGAAGUUGCUACAAAGAGGAGAAAGAGACGGACUACCUUUAUGUGUAUGGGCUGGUAGAAACUGCCUUAAUUUAGCUCAGAUCCAAGCCAUUCUAUUUAGAUGUGUUAGCCCUUGCUCUUAAAAUAAUUAUUACUAGACCCAGUAUAUCCCAUUAAAUAUAGAUAGUAUGUAUUUUGAUAUCCAUGGUUUAUGGAGCUUAAUGUAUUGUUUGUUUCUGUAAAUAUUGAUAGACUGGAAUUUGAUUUUCUGGCAAUAUAAGCUAAUAUUUAAGUAAGUGUGUAUCAGCUUUAUGUAAGUGAUGAUAAUAUUUUGUGUAUUACAAUUUGUAAAUCGAUAAC
Ahaetulla prasina is the source of this 3025-nucleotide messenger RNA. It is a transcript of the gene RGS1, whose product is annotated as regulator of G protein signaling 1. NCBI's taxonomy places the organism in Eukaryota, Metazoa, Chordata, Lepidosauria, Squamata, Colubridae. The transcript is spliced from 5 exons. The record is from RefSeq and is a predicted model, not a curated record. Bases 1 to 690 code for a protein of 229 amino acids.